Molecule: messenger RNA, 870 nt
Organism: Aspergillus viridinutans
Lineage: Eukaryota; Fungi; Ascomycota; Eurotiomycetes; Eurotiales; Aspergillaceae
Exons: 3
Coding region: 1-870 (289 amino acids)
Source: RefSeq, a predicted model, not a curated record
AUGUCCUUCCUGAAUCUCGAUCUCUUGGGAACAGCCAAGCAAGAAAAGCACCAUGUGUGUGUCAACCCACUCUACAACGAAAAGCGCAAUGCAUACCUGGACGGGCUUUACGACACCUGGGAGCUUGUGUCGAAUGUGGAAAAUCCAUACCUAGGUCCAGCAUCUCUUGCUAGGUUUGGCAUCAAGUGUCACAAUCUCCUUCAAGAAUCGUCCUUUGUUGAAGUGCCAUAUGCCACUAAAUUCUUUCGCAGAAUGCCUCACGGGAAACUACAGGAAUACCUAAUUGACAUGGAUGAUGAAGAAACCGUGUGCUGCAUUAGCGAUGAGAAGGAUCUGUGGGGUCUAAAUACACAGGUUCUCCGCGAACUGGAUUCCGUCAUGCUAGCCGCAACGAUAUGCACGGCACUGGGACUCGCCUUCAAUGCAUAUGAAAGAAAGACAAGUGAUGGUCAGCAAGUUACACUUAGGCAAAUAAGUGGAUGGAAGAAAGCUGAUUUUGGACUUGGAAUCUUCCAUGAUGUUUUUUACGACGACAUCUUCCAUUCUAAGCAUUGGUAUCCCGAGGAUGCUUGGCAAUCAGGCAAGCCAAAGGACCAACCUCAUGUCAUGUUCACUCUUGCACAUGAGUAUGAGGUGAAAGAUAACAGCCUUCUACGCGGAGAGGUCAUGGCACUAUCUAUCAUGGGCGGGCGGAAAGGCAGGGUGCUUCAGGCCUAUUUCGCUGACGAAGGGCUGGUCAUUUUCAAGAGUAGACUCUUUUUAUUUGCAGGAGAAGAAGACGGCAAAACCUCAUCGGAGUUCUUUCUCCAGUACAUGGGUAGCGAGAUCUUUGGGGAUACUGCAGUUACGGAGACACCGUCAAUUCUUUGA